Messenger RNA from Pocillopora verrucosa, 555 nucleotides. The record is from RefSeq and is a predicted model, not a curated record. NCBI's taxonomy places the organism in Eukaryota, Metazoa, Cnidaria, Anthozoa, Scleractinia, Pocilloporidae.
AUGAACGGGAGAUACAAGUUUUGCUUUCUGUGGAAGUGUGGCUGUGUGUUCUCCGAGCGAGCCCUGAAGGAGGUCCCGUCUACUGUUUGCAACAAGUGUGGAAAAGCUUCCUCUGAUGACGAUAUUGUUGUUAUCAACGGUAGUGAAGAUGAGGUUAGUGGUAUGAGGGCGAAAAUGGAGGAAAAGCGCCAAAAGGCGAAAUUGGAGAAGAAAGCAAAGAAGACAAAGAUCUCCGAGACCACAACUUCGGCAAAUGAAGAAUCUUCAGGGACCAGUGUGAAUGGUGAGAGUCAAAAGGAUGGCCCAGGAAAGCCAGCAAAGAGAGCUAAAACCGAGCAUGAGCCCUCAUCGUCAACUGACUGGAAAACUAAGGGGCCGAAGCUCAAUGGGGCAUCUUUGUCAAAGGGAAAGCUUCCUGAACUGUCAAAACAUAAGACUGUGGCUGAAGACCCGAAGGCAAGCAAAGUUUUUAAAUCUCUCUUUGCUUCGAGCAACAAGGACCGACCUAAACACCUACAGUCAAACUGGGUGACUUAUCAUUCCUAUCAUAUUUAG